AGCCGUAAAUUCCCCUCUCUACAGGAGGCGUGUCUUCCGUACAACUAACAGUUCCACGGCUCUCUCUCUCUCUGACCUCUCUUUCUGUAACCUCUCUUUCUCUCUCUAGAUCUCGUGUUUGUUAUUGCAUGGCAGUGAGUUUUCUGGGUCAUGAGCUAUCGGACUUGUGCCUUGGAAAGCCGGCGUUGAGGUCGCUUCCCGUUUCCGCCACCGUCGCCGACGCAGUAUCGGCUCUGAAGAGGUCAGGCAAGAGCUAUGUGAGCGUUUGGACCUGUGAACAUUCUUCGAAAAAGAAGACUACAGGUUUCGCCGGCGACGACGACGACGAUUGUCGAUGCAUCGGAAAGGUUUGCAUGGUGGACGUGCUGUGUUUUCUUUGUAGAGAGGAGAAUCUGAAGAGUCCUUCGAAGGCUCUUGAAUCUCCGGUUUCGGAUGUUUUGCCCAAAGUUCCUGGACUUGUGAAGCAUUUGGAACCCAAUUCUAGCUUAUUGGAGGCAAUAGAUUGCAUCCUUGAAGGAGCCCAAAACUUGGUUUUACCAAUUCAAAGCCAUACCAACACAAAGUCAAGGAAAAAGGUCCUCAACAAACCAAACUCAUUCAGGUCUACACAUCACAACGGCCGCGAAUUUUGUUGGCUAACACAGGAAGAUGUGAUUCGUUUCCUCCUCAACUCGAUCGGGGUCUUCUCCCCAAUCCCUACGUUCACAAUUGAAUCACUCAACAUCAUUGAUAUGGACACCAUGGCUGUGCACUAUCAUGAGCCUGCCUCCACUGCAUUGGCCUCCAUUUCUCGGGCUCUUACAGAGCAAACCUCAGUUGCAGUCAUUGACGAAGAUAACAGAUUGAUAGGUGAAAUCUCUCCGAUCACUCUUGCCUGUUGUGAUGAGUCCGUGGCAGCAGCCAUCACAACUCUCUCGGCAGGUGAUUUAAUGGCGUACAUUGAUUGUGGUGGUCCGCCAGAGGACUUGGUUCAGUUGGUUAAGAUGAUGUUGGAAGAGAAGAAUUUAGGCGCAAUGUUAGAACUAAUGGAGGAAUUUUCUGUGUCUUCAUUGUCGUCUUCUUCCUCUAGUGGUUCAUCAGAUGAAGAGUGUGGGUGGUCAAGCAAGCAUGGUGGGUCUGGCAGGUAUUCUCUGGCAAGGACAUCGGAGGCGAUUGUGUGCUAUCCACGGAGUUCUUUGGUGGCUGUGAUGAUUCAAGCCCUUACGCAUCGUCGGAAUUACAUUUGGGUUGUUGAAGAUGACUAUAGUUUGGUCGGAAUUGUGACAUUUGCAGGGAUGUUGAAAGUUUUCCGGAGUAUUACUGGUCCGAGGCGUAAACCCGAAUGAGAGAAUUGAUUCAGAAAAAAUAGGAGAGAAUGCAUAACUAAUGCCAAAUUUGAGCUAUAGUCAACUUCCUCUUGAAUGUAAUUCAUAAAAACAGAACAAUGAACAUGGAGUUCAUUAAGGUACUGCUUAAUUGAUAUAUUAUGAAUGGUGUUUAUUCUUUCAAAGUUUGGCAAAUUAUGGGAAGUUUUGAUCUGAAUUAGACAUCAAAUGUGCUUG
Messenger RNA from Ilex paraguariensis (yerba mate), 1541 nucleotides. NCBI's taxonomy places the organism in Eukaryota, Viridiplantae, Streptophyta, Magnoliopsida, Aquifoliales, Aquifoliaceae. The record is from the annotation of a GenBank genome assembly.